Messenger RNA from Entamoeba histolytica HM-1:IMSS, 645 nucleotides. RefSeq lists its product as uncharacterized. Lineage: Eukaryota; Evosea; Mastigamoebida; Endamoebidae. Bases 1 to 645 code for a protein of 214 amino acids. The transcript has a single exon. The record is from RefSeq and is a predicted model, not a curated record.
AUGAGAUUUAAAACUGCACGUAAAGCAGGUGUUUAUUUACAAAGAGGUCCAAUAGAAUAUCAAUCAAAGAAAAAUAGUAAAAGAGUUACAUCAGUUAAUGAGGGGGAUAUUGUCAAACCAAAAGUGAUAGAAGUUUGUAUUCCAGUUUCAUGUGAAAAUAAUGAAAUAUUAGACACAAAUUGUGUUUUUAAUACUUCAUAUAAAAUAGCGUGUGGUUAUGUUUCUGAAAAUAAAUGUACUCCAAUAUCAAUUAAAAAACCAUGUAAAACUAAAAAAAAUGUUAUUUAUAUUUCAUCUAAAAGAAAAGGUAAAGGAACUAAAAUUUAUAACAUUAAAGCAUUUGAAGAUUCUCAUUGUUUAAAACCAUAUCAAGGAUUUACUGAAAAUAUCAUUAAUUGUAAAUUUAAUAAUUUAAAAACAAAAAAAUUUGGAUGUAAUCCUGAAAAUGAAAUUAGUGUUGGUGGUAUUUGUGAAUGUAAAAAUUGUAGAACUGAAAAUAUAAAAACUAAUAUAAAAUCAAAUGAUCAACUAAAAAUUAAAAGAUCAGAAAUAAAAUUUGGGUAUAAUCCUUGGUUUUGUUUCUUUAUUCCAGGUUUAGUAGUAAUAGUUGUUGUGUACUUUUUCACUCACAAAAAACCAUAUUAA